AUGAUUCGGACUAUCAAGCCCAAGAACGCCCGGCUGAAGCGGGCUUUGGCCAAAAAGGAAGCCAAGCUUGUCGAGAACGCCAAGCAGGCGUUGUUCGUCCCCGGGGCGUCCUCGAACAAGUUCCUCCACGACGCCAUGGUCGACCUCAUGGCGCUUAAAAAGCCGCUAGCCAAGAAGUUCUCCCGCAAAAACGAAGUGAGACCGUUUGAAGACGCCUCCGAGCUCGAGUUCUUCAGUGAAAAGAACGACUCGUCGCUCAUGGUGUUCUCGUCGCUGAACAAGAAGCGGCCCAACACUUUGACUUUCGCCCGUUUUUUCAACUACAAAGUGUACGACAUGCUUGAGCUUUCGGUGAUCAACCAGCCCAAGUUCAUUGAGGACUUCCGCAAGGCCACUUUCCAAGUGGGGCUCAAGCCGAUGUUCACUUUUAACGGGCCGGCGUUUGAAACCCACCCGGUGUACCAGCAAGUGAAGCUGGUGUUCCUUGACUUCUACCGCGGCGAAGACACCGACCUCCAGGACGUGGCGGGGCUCCAGUACAUCAUCCUGUUGCUGACGGGCGACAUCGAAGACCCCAACGCCGAGGUGAGCCAGUUGCCUCCCGUGCACUUCAGGGUAUACAAACUUAAGACCUACCGCCUGGGACAAAAAGUGCCUCGGGUGGAACUCUCGGAAAUCGGUCCCCGCUUCGAUUUCAAGAUUGGCCGUCGGGUGACUCCCGCUCCCGACGUCGAGAAGGAAGCGCACAAGAAGCCUAAGCAAUUGCAGGCCAAGGAAAAGAAGAACGUGUCCACCGACGCCAUGGGUGACAAGGUGGCGCGUAUCCACGUGGGUAAGCAAGAUCUUUCCAAUUUGCAGACGAGAAAGAUGAAGGGGCUCAAGAGCAAGUACGACCAGGAACUGGACGACGAGGACGACGACGAGGAAGCGUACGGCAACGACGACAUCAGCGACGAUGCCGAACAGCCGCUGGCUAAGAGACAGCGGGUAUAG
This is a messenger RNA of Diutina rugosa, 993 nucleotides long. It is a transcript of the gene RPF2, whose product is annotated as rRNA-binding ribosome biosynthesis protein. Gene Ontology annotation, biological process: ribosomal large subunit assembly; maturation of LSU-rRNA from tricistronic rRNA transcript (SSU-rRNA, 5.8S rRNA, LSU-rRNA). Gene Ontology annotation, molecular function: rRNA binding. Gene Ontology annotation, cellular component: nucleolus. The transcript has a single exon. The coding region runs from base 1 to 993 and encodes 330 amino acids. The record is from RefSeq and is a predicted model, not a curated record. Lineage: Eukaryota; Fungi; Ascomycota; Pichiomycetes; Serinales; Debaryomycetaceae.